Messenger RNA from Eruca vesicaria subsp. sativa (arugula), 498 nucleotides. The record is from the annotation of a GenBank genome assembly. Lineage: Eukaryota; Viridiplantae; Streptophyta; Magnoliopsida; Brassicales; Brassicaceae.
AUGACUCUUUCCUUGCCAACCUCUAUCCGUUGCUCUUUUUUUUCUUGCAUCCCAAGCCACCGUGCGGCCGAACUCCGUCCCAUCUCCGCCGUAAAAGCUCCCAAGAAUAUCAAGAAGAUUGGAUCAGAGAUCUCCUCUCUGACACUCAAAGAGUCCCGCAUCCUCGCCGACUACCUCCACAACAAGUACGGUGUUUCUAUACUCUUUUCCGCCACUGCUGCAGCGGCAGCUGUCUUCUCUCCUCCCGUGGACGGUGACGGUGCCACGGCUACUGUGGAGGAGCAGACUAAGUUCGAUGUGGUUAUCAACGACGUGGCCAUCGGUCAUCGUAUUGAAGUGUCUAAAGCGAUUAGGGCUAUGAGUUGCUUGCCGUUGAUAGAAGUGAAAGAGCUCACACAAGAUUUUCCGAAGAUUUUCAAGGAAGGCGUGACGAAAAAUGAAGCAGAAGAAGCCAAGACACAGCUCGAAGAAGCUGGCGCCACGGUAUCUAUUGUUUAA